This is a messenger RNA of Bactrocera neohumeralis, 974 nucleotides long. RefSeq names its product pupal cuticle protein Edg-78E (gene Cpr78Cb). The transcript has 2 exons. The coding region runs from base 179 to 607 and encodes 142 amino acids. Gene Ontology annotation, molecular function: structural constituent of chitin-based larval cuticle. Gene Ontology annotation, cellular component: chitin-based extracellular matrix. The record is from RefSeq and is a predicted model, not a curated record. NCBI's taxonomy places the organism in Eukaryota, Metazoa, Arthropoda, Insecta, Diptera, Tephritidae.
UCAAACCCUAAACAUAUACAAAAGAAGCGAAAAAAAGAAGAAUUGUCUCAAACACGAAACAGAAAAAAAAUAUACGAAACAUUAACGAAAACGAAAAAACCUGCAUUAACAAAAAAUAUUUCAAUUUUUAAAUUGAAAAAAAAAAAUUUAAGAACAUAGUUGAAAGAAGCGAUUAAAGAUGCGGCGAAUAAAUAGAACACAAUCAAGCCCCUGUGUCUUUUUAGUAUUGGCCUUUAUGUGCAUUACCAGCACAGCGAUCAAACCGCUACAUGCUGUUCAACUUGGCGAUCCCGAUGCAGUGAUCACGCUAUAUAAUGUGGCUCCAGCCGACGACUUGGGUAUCUAUCGGUAUGCUUACUCGACGAGUAACGGUAUUGCAGUACAGGCCGCUGGCAGCGCACUGGAAGCUAUAGGCAUAUUUAGCUACACCUCACCCGAGGGCAUACCAAUCGAAGUGCGUUACAUUGCUGAUGAACUGGGCUUCCAUGCUGUUGGACGUCAUCUACCCCGACCGCCACCAAUACCAGACUACAUACUUCGUUCGCUCGAGUAUAUACGCACGCAUCCGAAUGAAGAGGAUCGUGGCCGUUACAGGGUCUACAAGUAGAAUUAUAUUUGUACGCAUGCAUAUAACAAUUAUAAUUUAAAUAGUUUGCAUUCUCACAUGCACACAGAAUAUAUUUAAUCAUUAAACAAAUCACGAGAAAACAAAUUACAUUACCAACGGGUAAACAAACUGAACAAAUGCUCGUUGGUUGACAAAAGUAAUUUAGUAAUUUUUAUUUAGUAAAUUUUUAUAGUUAUUAAUUAUUGUAAGCGCAUUCUAAUACUACAUACAUACAUAUGUAAAUAUACACAGAAUAAGCAGUGGCCUUUCAUUCAUGUACUCAUUAUCUCGUGCAACAUACAGGCAAGAUUUCGAAAUUUUUGGAUCAUAUAGUAUAUCGAAAAAAUUGAACAGGGUCGUGUUAAAG